AUGAAAAUAUUAAUUACUCUGAUAGUGACAUAAUCUAUAUCAACUAUCAUAGGUUUUACGGAAUUUAAGGAACCAUAAGAAGUGAUAGCAUUGGCUUUGGAACUUUUUGGAUUGGCAAUAUUGUUGCUUUUAAGCAGGAUGAAUUAUUCUGAGUUUAGUUAGAGAAUACUGCUUUUAUGCUUGGCAACGAUAAUAUUUGUAUUGAUGCCGAAUUCUCAGUUUAAAUUUUAUAGUGGAGUUCAUCAUAUAGUGCUUCGCACAUAACAACAAAAGCAAUUAAGUAGAGGUUAACUUUUAGAAUGGUUGGGUAAAAACUGAAUAAAUAAUGAUUUAGUCUUACUUCUGGUCAUACUAAUAUUUGGAACAUCUCCGGAGACAGAGCAAAUAUGUAGAAGUGUUUUUGCAGGAAUAGCAAUAUUGUUAAUGGAAUGUUUUAAGUACCAAGAUUAACUUCAAAAAGAGGCAAAUAAACAAUAAAUAAUGAUACAAUCUAAAAUAAACUAUACGAUGGCCAACAAUGAUGGGUCGAAUCCAAGGAGCAUAGGAGAGCGGAUAGUGGAUCCAAAAGUGACUUCUUUAUUUUUGGAUGAACAAUACAAUGUUUUAGACUUGUAGAGAUCGAGUGCUGUUUAAUAAUUGACAGAUGGGGAAGUGUAAAAUCUACUCUAGGAAUUACAAAUAAAUAAGAUUGACUAAAAAUCUAAGUAGUUAUUGCCUUGGAAGUGCAAUAAAAUUUAAUUAAAGUAUUUUUUAGACUCAGUUAAAAAUAAUGCCAUCCCAAUGGUUAUAUAAGUUAUUGACUACACUCACCCUAAGAUAGAGAAUCAUAUAAUUAAAAUCAUAUACUAGAAUGACUUCGAAAUUCAAUUUUAUGAUGUUGAAGAAAUAGAUAAAUAUAAAAAGAGAAGUUAUAUUUAUGCAAUUUUAAAAUAAUUAUUUAAUACGAUGUCACAUGAAUUUGGAACAUCUCUGAAUUAUUUACUGGCUUUAUCCUAAGUAGCAAUAGAUAAAUAUAACGAUGUAGAGUUAUUAUCUUACUUUUAACCUAUUAAAGCUACAGGAAUGAUAAUGUACCAUUUCGUGUUAGACAUGAUUGAUUUUAAUGCUCUAUUGGGAAAGAAGUUAGAACUAUAAUUUGAAAAAAUAGAUGUAAGUUAUUUCUGAUAAUAUUAAAGAUUGUUGAAAUUCUCGAUGAAAUUAAAGAUAUUUUUUCUCAUUCUUUAUAAUAAAAAGGAUUAACAAUAAGUUCUGAAAUAUUUCUUAAUGAAAAAACUAUCUUCACUGAUCGAAGAAGACUAAAAUAAAUCUUAAUAACCUUAGUUUCAAAUGCUCAAAAAUUUACUUUCAAAGGUGGUAUUCGCGUGGUAGUUAAAUAAAUUGACGAGUUUGUCCAAUUCGAAGUAAUUGACACAGGAGUUGGACUUACAACAUCUGAAUUGGAAACUUUAACAGAAAUACUUAAAACUGACUCUAAAAAUGAAAAAAAAAUAUCUAAAAAUACAGCUGGAUUUGGUUUGGGAAGUUAUCUAUGUAAUAAAAUUUCAAUGAGUCUUGCUAAUCUAAAAUACGAAGAAGGAGGGGGAAUUAGAUAUUCAAACAAUCAAGAUGAGAGUGGUACCAAGGUAACAUUCAAGAUCCUUAAUGAAUAAUUGAAUAUCAAUUAUAAUUUGGUUUCUGCUUAAGAUAACUCGAGUGGAAUAUUAAAAAUAGGGAAAAAUGUGAUAGUGGAUUUAAAAUAAUCAUAAAUUGAAUUAAGUUUUAGUGGUCUCAAGAAACCAUUGACUAAAAGAUUUAGUACUAUAAUGGUACCAAAAGUAAAAAGCUUUCACGAAGAUUAGCAUAGAGAGCAUUCAUAUUUCAAAUAACCUACAAAAGACUGUUUUUUAGGAAUGUAAAUGUAGUACACAAAAAUAGAUUCAGAUAGUGUGAACGAAGAAAUUAAUGAAGAAGAUUAUCAAAAAAGAUUAUAAAUUCAAAAUUUGAAAAUUAAUUUUAAUCCUAGUGACAUACUUCGUGAACUCAAAUAAAAAUCAGUUGGAGUAAGUGAAGCUUAUGUUCCUGAAUGCUAAUGUAAGUCCAUCCUAAUUGUUGAUGAUGAAAUGAUUAAUAUUUUGGGAUUGUCUUUGAUGUUGAAGUCUAUCAAUAUGAAUUUUGAAGCUGAUCAUGCCUUUAAUGGAUUGGAAGCAAUCAAAAAGUUAGAAUAAGGUAUUUUUUAAUUUUUAUUUUUCAAGCUCAUUGUUUGUAUAGUUUAAUUUUUAUGGAUAUCAAUAUGCCAAUUAUGGAUGGUUAUGUGACAACAAAAGCAGUUUUAAAUAAAUACAAAGCUGGUUCACCUAAAAUCAUUGCCUGUACUGCAUUUACUGAUAGUCAAACUAGAUAAGGAUGUUAUGAAGUGGGUAUGUCGCAUUUCAUAAACAAGCCUGUAGAUAAAACUGAACUGCAAAAAUUGCUGUCUUAUUUAAUAAAAUGA
Paramecium octaurelia is the source of this 2470-nucleotide messenger RNA. Lineage: Eukaryota; Ciliophora; Oligohymenophorea; Peniculida; Parameciidae. The record is from the annotation of a GenBank genome assembly.